Molecule: messenger RNA, 1910 nt
Organism: Archocentrus centrarchus (flier cichlid)
Lineage: Eukaryota; Metazoa; Chordata; Actinopteri; Cichliformes; Cichlidae
Gene: fas
Product: Fas cell surface death receptor
Exons: 9
Coding region: 90-1025 (311 amino acids)
Biological process (GO): extrinsic apoptotic signaling pathway in absence of ligand; activation-induced cell death of T cells; immune response
Cellular component (GO): membrane raft; CD95 death-inducing signaling complex; external side of plasma membrane
Molecular function (GO): protein binding; tumor necrosis factor receptor activity
Source: RefSeq, a predicted model, not a curated record
CAGGAAAUUCCCGCCCCCUCCCUCCGCUGUAUGAAACAAACAAGUACAGUUUCACAACAGAUGUAGAGAGAUCUGAACUGAAGUGAACGAUGGCGGCGAGGAUUUUGGCAUUUUUCACCGUGUCACUCUGCAUUUCCUCUGUCUCUCCACGACACGACCCGAGUUCAAUUAAAGAAAUAUUCCGUAACAGAAGAGAGACCUGUGUGGAUGGCACCUACACAAUUUAUGGUCGGACAUGCUGUUUGUGCCCUGCUGGACAGCGGGUCGAGGUGGACUGCACUGAAAAUCCACAUGAUGGAAAAUGCGCGAUCUGUGAGAAUGGCACAUACAGCAGUGACCCCAGUUCUCAGAAAUCCUGUGAGAUCUGCACCUCCUGCAUACACCUCAAUGCUAAUUUAGAGGAGGGCCAAUCGUGUACUCCUGCCAGGAACAGAAAGUGUCGAUGCAAGAAAGGUUAUUUUUGCAGCACUGACGAAUGUACAAUCUGCAACCCUUGUAGCACAUGUGGCAUUGGUGGUAUUAAAGAAGACUGUGCACUCAGCACAGACACAGUCUGCAAUAGUCCUGCUGGAGCUAUUGCUGGAAUUGUUGUCCUGGUUGUUAUUCUUGUUAUUGGAGCCAUUGUUGCAGCAGGAUAUGUUGUAAUCGGGAGAAAGAUACGAGACAGGAAAAGACAAAAGGAGCAAAAAGAAAAAGGUGAAAGUGGAACUGAUGCCAAUCUACUUCUUAAAGAAAUUCCAGAUGUGGACAUUGGGCCUCUCUUGCCCGAUAUUGCCAAUGAGCUUGGAUGGACAGAUAUGAAAAAUAUAGCUAUCCGUAUGGGCGUAGGAAAUUGCAUUAUUGAAUCUUGUGAAAUAGACAACCAAAAUAACGCAGAGGAACGAACACUACAGCUACUGACGAGAACGGUGGAGAAGGAAGGCAAAGAGGCCCCAAGGAAACUGAUCCAAAACCUUGAAAAAAUGAACAAAAAGGGCAAAGCUGAAAAGAUCAUUGAUAUACUGUCAAAGCCCAACUCAGUCUAACAAUUAGGACAUUUACAUGAUAAAAUUUAACUUAAGGAUCGUAUCAUGGAUGAGUCAUUAUGUCUUUACUUCAACUUGUAAGUACAGAAUUUGAGAUUAGAUUGUGGAGGACUUCCAUGAUUUACAUCGUAGCUCUGUUGUCUGUCUUUACAUGUACAAAUACAUGUACAAAUACUACAUGCUGCCCAAUAUAUAGAAAAUGAAUAUUGAUAAUUUACUGUCACUCACCAAUUUACUUUUUAUGUGGGCAACAUUUUUUUUCCCAAAGUGCCACACACACUGUAUAACUGAACAGACCCGUUAUCUGUUGCAACCCACUGUCGAGUGUGCCACCCAGAGUGAAUCACUGCACACUCGACAGUGGGUUGCAUCACACAACUGGUUAGCUGUAGACCAACUUUUAAUGUUGAUAUAACAUUUAGGUGUAUUAUUUUUUUCUUCUUAUGUUAGUGAUAUUUUCAUUCCAAUCUGUAAAAAUCUUUCUGCUCAGUUAUAAGUUGAUGUGUGACAGAGUUAAGACAAAAGGUGUAUCUCCUGAACUGUGUAUCAGAUCCAGAUGUAAACACCUGGAAACAAAAGAUGUUGAUCUUUUGUCUCAUAUUGAUUUUUUUUUUAUGUGAAACCCAAAUGUUUUUAGUCUACAUCAAAAAACAAAGGGAUUGGCCUCACUGUUCCAAUAGUUUAGGAGGGGGGUGUACAGCUGUUUUAGUUUUAGGUAUGAAUUUAUUGAAGAAUGUCAUGGCUCUGGAUAGUAAUGAUAAUGCUGGUUAAAAACAAUGUGUCAUUGCUGUGUGGUGAAUGUCUUGCUAUGACUAGUGCACUGUGUGAUAAUUAAUAAACUUGGAACUUGUUUUGUUUCCUUUUGGUUCCGUCCUUACUUAUUAU